Molecule: messenger RNA, 1271 nt
Organism: Neocloeon triangulifer
Lineage: Eukaryota; Metazoa; Arthropoda; Insecta; Ephemeroptera; Baetidae
Gene: tzn
Product: hydroxyacylglutathione hydrolase, mitochondrial
Exons: 8
Coding region: 168-1085 (305 amino acids)
Molecular function (GO): hydroxyacylglutathione hydrolase activity
Source: RefSeq, a predicted model, not a curated record
AAAAGCGCCGCAGCGCCGGGUGCAGAUGCAGACUCUUCAGUCUUCAGAUAUUUUGUUGAUUGCGCUUUGCGCUGCUGUUAUUAAUUAAAAAAAAAAUAUUCAACGAGCCGAAAUAUUCCAGGUUGAUACUUCGUAAGAAAAAAGCUUUUUGCUAGAAAUCAAGUGUUAUGUUCAAUGCUGUAGUCCGCAGCCUGCCCAGCCAAUUAGUAGACGCGCUCACUCCAGUAUACUUCAAAGUUUCCAAGUGGAGCAAAGUUGGUUUCCGAGGGACUCACAGUAUGUCGAAGAUUGUGAAUCAUUCCGGUAUGAGGAUCAGGGUCCUCCCUGCCCUUCAAGACAACUACAUGUACUUGGUUGUCGAUGAGCAAACUCGAGAGGCUGCCAUAAUAGAUCCUGUGGAGCCGAACAGGGUGCUCGGCGCCGUCAAAGAGGAAGGCGUCAACCUGACCACAAUCCUCACCACGCACCAUCAUUGGGACCAUGCAGGUGGCAAUGUUGACCUCGUGAAAAGCGCUGCCAGCAAACUGAAAGUUGUCGGAGGAGACGAUCGCAUCGGCGCCUUGACUGACAAAGUGUCCCACGGAGACAGUUUCCAGAUUGGCUCUCUGAAGGUCAAGUGUCUGUUCACCCCUUGCCACACGUCAGGACACAUUUGCUACUUCAUCGAAAGUCCAGAAAGCCAAGACCCUCCGACCGUCUUCACAGGAGACACGCUUUUCAUUGCUGGAUGUGGCAGAUUUUUCGAGGGCACGCCUGUCCAGAUGCACAAGGCCCUGAUUGAGGUUUUGGGUCAGCUCCCCGAUAAUACUCAAGUGUUUUGCGGACACGAGUAUUCGGAGCAGAACUUGAAGUUCGCCGCCCAUGUCGAGCCUCACAACGACGACAUAAAAAAUAAAAUUGCUUGGGCUGCUGCGACUCGAGGCAGGAAUGAGCCAACUGUACCUUCGACAAUCGGUGAGGAAAAGAAGAUCAAUCCGUUCAUGCGAGUGACCGAGGACAGCGUCCAGCAGCACGCCGGACAGGCGGAUCCAAUUUCGACAAUGGGCGCUAUUAGGCAGGAAAAAGACAACUUCAAAGCAAAAUGAGAAGGCCUGUUCCAAUUUAUAAGAAGUAAUGAAAUGCAUUUUAAAUGAAUAAUCUCUCAAAGAGAUGCAAUAAUAUUAAAUAUGGGAGUAUUUUGGGAUUAUCAAGAAAGCUUUGGAGUGUGUUGAAAAAUUUAUCUUAUAAUUUGUUGAUAUAAUAAACAACACCUAGUUGUAAAGUUAAGAAUA